Molecule: messenger RNA, 3752 nt
Organism: Phacochoerus africanus (Common warthog)
Lineage: Eukaryota; Metazoa; Chordata; Mammalia; Artiodactyla; Suidae
Gene: TNS4
Product: tensin 4
Exons: 13
Coding region: 168-2318 (716 amino acids)
Molecular function (GO): protein binding
Source: RefSeq, a predicted model, not a curated record
GCCAGGCCUUGCAACUCACCUGGGAGCUGACGCCCUGUCCCGGAGCCUGGAGUGCCCGCAGCCCUGCCGCCCUGGACACCAGGUCCCCAAGAGCUCCUGGUCAGCAAGAGACACCUGACCUAAGUGAGGCUGGUUGGAAGCCAGAGUAAACUGCCAGGUGCCUGGACAUGUCACAGGUGAUGUCCAGCCCCUUGCUUGCAGGAGGCCCUGCAGUGGGCUUGGCUCCCUGUGAGGAACCCAGGAGGGCUCUGCGCCCAACACCCAGCCCCGGCCUGCCGCCCCAGUAUCCUUACUACACCACAGAAGGCUGGGGAGCCCAGGUCCUGAUGGCCCCUGCAUCCUGCAAGGGGCCACCCAGCAGGCUCCAGCAGGCCCCGCAGGCUGGAGCCAAAGCCAGCUGCCUGCUGCCGUCCCCCGGGGAGCAGACCUCAGGGGCCUUGGAAGAGCUUGACUCCUACAUUGACUUCUCACUGGAGAGCCUCAACCAGAUGAUUCUGGAACUGGACCCUACCUUCCAGCUGCUCCCUCCAGGGCCUAGCAGCCCCUGGGCUGAGCCCACCCAGAGCACUACAUCAAGGAGAAAGAAAGAGGAACCUGAAGCCUUGGAUAUAAAGUACAUCGAGGUGACCUCCGCCAGAUCAAGGUGCCACGAUGGCCCCCAGAGCUGCUCCAGCCCGUCUGUCACCCCGCCCUUCGGCUCCCCCCGCAGUGGCGGCCUCCUCCUUUCCCGGGACAUCCCCUGGGAGACCCGAAGCAGCAGCGAGAGCCUUAUCUUCUCCGGGAGCCAGGGUAGGGGCCACCAGCGCCCCUCUCCCCCCGCCGGGGCGCCCUCCUCUCUUCCUCCCUCGUCUCCCAGCAUCUCCAUCCCUUCUAUGCGGCACAAGGCCUCAGGCCCCCCUGGCUCGGGCUCCCCACUGGUGGCUUCCCCAGGCCUGGAGAAGGGGGUUGGGGGCCCGGCCCCACAGCUGGGCGGCAGAGUCUCUGUGCUGUCAUCCAGCCCGGCGUCGGAUGUCAGCUGCGUGUUUGGAAGCAGCCAGUCCCUCCUCCACUCCAGCCUCUCCAGCCACCAGUCAUCUUCUAGAUCCUUGGAAAGCCCAGCCAGCUCUUCUUCCAGCCUCCACAGCUUUGGCCCAGUGUCCUCGCAUACGAGAUCCAGUGACCUCCAGGUCCCCAGCAACCCCACCCCAAGCAUGGGCCAGCCCAGAGCACCCCACGCCCCAUCACUGGCCAAGGAACAUGCCAGCAGCUGCCCCCCCUCCAUCGUCAACUCCAUGGUGGACAUACCCAUCGUGCUGAUCAACGGCCAGCCAGAACCAGGAUCUCCCCCAUGCCAGAGGACCCGAGGACACCAGGACUUUGUCCGACCUGAGGUUGCUUCUUCCAGCAACCCCUGUCCAGCCACCAGGAGCCACAGCCAGACCCUGCCAGAUGCCCCUCUCACCACAUCCCCAGAGGGACCCACCAGGGACAUGCAGCCCAGCAUGAAGUUUGUGAUGGACACAUCUAAGUACUGGUUCAAGCCAAGCAUCACCAGAGAGCAAGCCAUUGAGCUGCUGAAGAAGGAGGAACCAGGGGCUUUCAUCGUGAGGGACAGCUCUUCAUACCGAGGCUCCUUCGGCCUUGCUCUCAAGGUGCAGGAGGCCCCCGUGCCUGCGCAGAACCGACCAGGCGAGGACGGCAGCGACCUCAUUCGCCACUUCCUCAUUGAGUCUUCUGCCAAAGGGGUGCAUCUCAAAGGAGCAGACGAAGAGCCCUACUUCGGGAGCCUCUCUGCCUUCGUGUGCCAGCACUCCAUCAUGGCCCUGGCCCUGCCCUGCAAACUCGUCAUCCCACAGAAAGAAUUGGGAGGUGGAGACGGAGCCUCAGACCCCUCUGCGGACGGCCGGGCUUCCUGCCUGAAGAAAUCUGCGGGCUGCCACGCCCUGUACCUGAGCUCGGUGAGCGUGGAGACCCUGAGCGGAGCUCUGGCCGUGCAGAAGGCCAUCACGACCGCCUUGGAGACAGACGUCCUCCCCACACCCACCGUGGUCCACUUCAAAGUCACCGAGCAGGGCAUCACCCUGACCGACGUCCAGAGGAAGCUAUUUUUCCGGCGCCACUAUCCCCUCGCCACCCUCCGCUUCUGUGGCAUGGACCCCGAGCAUCGGAAGUGGCAAAAGUACUGCAAGCCCUCCUGGAUCUUUGGCUUUGUGGCCAAGAGCCAGACGGAGUCACAGGAGAAUGUGUGCCACCUCUUUGCAGAGUAUGACCCGGUCCAGCCAGCCUCGCAGGUCAUCAGCCUGGUGGGUGCUCUGCUGCAGGACCCAGAAAAGAUGUAGGGGAGGGAGCAUCAUCUGCACCUUCGCAGACAUCCCAAGGGGCUUGCUCAGCAUCCCCCCGCCCGCCCCCCCGAACAAGGAGCCUGUCUCCAUACAAAUGGACCAAUGCACUGCACUGCAGGAGAACUGUACCAAGUUGAAACCCUUGAACUCACUAUGACCUUUGGCAGUGACCUUCAUCCAAACCCCCCUGAGCCUCGGUUAACUCACCCUUAAAGAAGGCCAACAGAUAGAAACAGUUGUUCUUCUUAGAUGUCAGUGGUCAGCUUAACAAGCUCCCUAGGACUCUGAACCACAUCCACGUCUGAGGACUCCCCCACAAAAACAACCUCUGAAGACCCUGCCUCCCUCCACCUGGACGCUACACACACAGCAGCCUGAGCUGGAGACCUGUGACCCUCGUUUUAUGGCAGAUAGCAGGUGCUGGGUUGGGAGCCACAGGCCCUGGUCCCAGGCUGGCCUGAGAGCAGGUGGUUGGCAAGGAUUGAAGACCAAAGGAGGAAUGGACUGACUCUCUUUCCCUCCAUCUCUGUUCGUUUCCCCAUUUCUCUGAUGGCUUCUUGAGCUGCUAUUAUCAGAACAAAGCUAGAUCCGCCUGCCCUGGAUUCGUCAGGCUGGGAAGCUUAGCAAGUGGGAACUUGCCCCCAUGGUCAGAGAUGACCCAGCUGCCUUCAUGAGUUUGAUAUCUCAUCUCCUCUAUUGCAAGUGAAUAUCAGCCCCAUCUCUUCUUUUUUUAUUUUUUUUAGCUCCAUCUCUUCUUGCAAUUUCUCAUAAGCGUGUGUCCCUUGAAGACACACACCCACACACACACACACACCCCCACACCCACCCAUGGUGCUGUGGUGGCAACUGGCCUCAUAGCCACACGAGGGCAGCAGAGAGUCAGGAAUGCAAAAACAGGCAGCCACCCCAAGAGGCUUAGAGAGGUUGGGUGGUCUCACCAGCCCCACCCCGACCCCAUCAAGACCCCCAAGAAGCUGGAAUUGUUUGUCUAGCAUGUCUGGGGUCCUGAGGAAACCGCACUAGGAGGGUAGAAGAGGAGACUCGGUGAAGGAGCCCAUUUUCGCUCCGUGAGGGACAAGGGCUUGCCCCCGCCCAGCUGGGGCCCCUGCCAGAGAAUCAUUAUCUUUGGCCAAAGCUGGGCCUGACGGGUUAUUAUUUCAACCCAGAAAACCAAACCGGACUGAAGCGGCCCUGGGCUGGCGGGACUGGCUGAGACAAGCCCACCCAGCCCGCGGUCAGGCACUGCCCCACCCCGGAGACCACAGAAUGUCAGAGAAGGUUCUCAAGGUCGCAGUGCCCAAAUGCUCAAGGUCACAGGCUGGGGCCUGGCAGAGAGCCUCCUCCCACCUCCACCCCACCCCACCCCACCCCAAUAUACCCAUGGGUGCCUCGCAGCUCCUGUCAUGGAAAAUAAAGUAUCUGGCUUUUUUU